Lingula anatina is the source of this 2911-nucleotide messenger RNA. Its product is annotated as SID1 transmembrane family member 1-like. Gene Ontology annotation, cellular component: lysosome; plasma membrane. Gene Ontology annotation, biological process: RNA transport. Gene Ontology annotation, molecular function: double-stranded RNA binding; RNA transmembrane transporter activity. The record is from RefSeq and is a predicted model, not a curated record. Lineage: Eukaryota; Metazoa; Brachiopoda; Lingulata; Lingulida; Lingulidae.
AUCUAGAAGGUGCACGUACGUAGACAAGGUGUUUAGCACUCUGGCUCAUGACGACACCUGACGCUUGACUCGCGACACCUAGGCCUUCUGUAGCUGCUUGUCCUAACUCGACACGCAUGCGUAUUUGAAUACUUCCUGGUUAUGGAAGUUCGACUGCUAGUACAGCUGUACACCUAUAGAAAAUAAUCCCCCGUCUCUGAUUAAUUUAUCUGAGUGGACGUGGCAUACGCUGGAGGGUGGUAUGGAUUAGAAAGGAGGCGUAAAAAGGAAUGAUGUAAACUUGGAGAUCAGCCCUAUAUAAUGGCUUGCGUAUACUCAGUGUGGGUCCUGUGUGCUGUCCUCCUGGUGUGGUAUGUCAGCGCCCAGAACACCCAGAACGCCCAGCUGGAUACCAAUUAUGUGGGGACAGUGUUCAAGGGAAAAUCUCACACCUAUGCCUUCAAUGUGUUUCUGAAUGAGACCAAUGCUGUCCGUAUCCAUGUAGAAGCGAAUGCAACUGCUAGCAGCAAGACCCCAGUACUGUUUGUGGAGAAACAGCAAAGCAGUAUACUUUCCUGGCAGCUCCCCCUCAUUUUGGAACAUACCUAUAAUUACUAUACUGUCAGCCGAACAUUGUGUAACGAGAACCAGGGCAAGGUCAUCCCAGACAAUGCCACUGUGACUAAGGAAGAUAUCGAAGUCUCAGUGUCUUCUUUCUCUGAGCAAGCUAUAUACUAUAAACUCAAUGCUUCCAGAGUGGCAGACUUCUUUUUUAUCACUGGGAAGGUGUACCAGCUAGAGGUGUCCCCCUCAACACCAAUAUACUUCCAGUACGUGUUUCCAGAGAAUGUGGACAAAGUCCUGGUACGUGCUUCCUCAGAGGACGACCUGUGUAUGGUGCUCUCUAUACAGGAACUCCAUUGUCCUGUAUUUGACCUAGAUAGAAAUGUGGAGUUCACAGGAGAAUACCAGACUAUGACCAAAAAAGCAGCUAUAUCUGUGCAGAAAUCUGUAUUUGGUAAAGCUGUGUACAUAGUCCUGGUAGUGAAGCCAAGGGACUAUGAGUGUCUGGGUACAGAGAAGGUGGCUCCACCUGGCAAGGAGGGGAGGUGGAAGAGUGUAACUGUCACAGUGGAACACAGUUUGACAGUGACAGACUACUAUGUGGCCAUAGGUACAGCAGUAGCAUUCUUUGGCUUCUUUUACCUUGUUGCCGUGAUUAUUUCUUUUGUGCACUACUAUUUAUAUCCAAACAAAAAAGAUGAGCAAGAAGGGCUUACAGCUGAGAGAGUAAACCCUGAAUGUCUUCCUCUUUAUGAUGACCCUAACAUUCCUAUAACUGAGGGAGCACCUGACAAAACCUAUGGAACUCAGGGGGAUGUCAUUGCCCAGCCAGCUGCCAACUUUACAGCGCCUCAAAGUGCUAGCCGAGAGAGAGCACCCGCCAGUGGCACUGGCUCUAGUGCUGCAGCACACUAUGAUUCUGAUAGCUCAUUGGACGAGGCUGACAUCGACAUGUUGGCUGAUGCCGAGCUGGAGAAGGAUGUAUUUAGAACUAAGCCUUUCCUCUAUGUGGCUGACUUAUCUAGGAAAGGGAGGAAAGUUUUAAGACAAAAAUUCAAACUUUACCAGUGGAACCUUAUAACCAUAGCAAUCUUUUAUGGACUUCCUGUCAUCCAGUUGGUAAUCACCUAUCAGACGGUAUUGCAUGUGACGGGCAACCAGGAUCUCUGCUAUUACAACUUCCUGUGUUCACAUCCACUGGGGGUGCUCAGCAGCUUUAACAAUGUCUUCAGCAACAUUGGCUAUAUCAUGCUGGGCCUGCUCUUCCUAGGGCUCACUUGGAGACGGGACUAUUUGCACAAGAAAGCUGUCGAAAGGAAUGACAUUUAUGAAAGGGAGUAUGGUAUACCUCAGCACUUUGGACUGUUUUAUGCUAUGGGACUGGCACUUGCCAUGGAGGGGUUCAUGAGUGGAUGUUAUCAUGUAUGCCCCAGCUACACCAAUUUUCAGUUUGACACAUCCUUUAUGUACGUGAUAGCUGUACUGUGCAUGUUGAAGAUCUAUCAAAGUCGUCAUCCAGAUAUCAGUGCUACAGCUUACUCCAGCUACUUCUGCCUGGCUUUUGUCAUCUUUAUAGCUGUCAUUGGGGUGGUCUAUGGGUCAUUGUUAUUCUGGAUAGUGCUGACUGUGGUGCACAUGUUGGCUUGUAUGGUGUUCACAGUGGAGAUCUACUACAUGGGAAGAUGGAAGAUGGCAGCAAAUUUGGGCGUAUUUAAACGUAUCUGGAAUGUUGUUAUCAUUGAUCGGCUGAAGUGUGUGCGCCCCAUGUACGUGGACAGAGCCGUGCUGCUGGUGAUUGGCAAUCUGUGUAACUGGGCUUUGGCGUUUUAUGGUGUAAUUGAGCGCCCCAAGGACUUUGCAUCCUACCUGUUGGCCAUAUUUAUCAUCAACCUGCUUCUGUAUACUGCCUUUUAUAUAGCAAUGAAGAUUCGCCACAAAGAAAAGAUCAUGCUGAUUCCUUGCUGUUUCAUCUUGCUGGCUGGCAUCACUUGGGGUUUUGCUCUUUGGUUUUUCAUGGCCAGACUGACUUCAUGGGAGUUGACCCCUGCUCAGUCUCGAGAAGGUAACCAACCAUGCAUGCUACUGCAGUUCUACGACCAACAUGACGUGUGGCACUUCCUGUCAGCUACUGCCCUCUUUCUGUCAUUUAUGAUUCUUCUCACCUUGGAUGAUGACUUAGUGAGGACCCCAAGAGACAAAAUUCCAGUCUUUUAAAAAUAAAGUUACAAAGAGACCAUAUUGUAAAUAUGUUUGGAGUAAAGACCCCCAGGAGACAAGUUCCCAGGAAUUUAAAGACAAAGAUAUAACAAGCCCAUAGCCAGCAAUUUUGAAAGGGGGGUUCUUUUUCUGAAAAAGUGGACCUUUUCCC